AUGGAGCAGAGGAUAACCGUUGCGGUUCGUAUUCGACCCCCGUUAGAAAAAGAGCGCUUUGAGCCGCUUUGCGCCCGCAAGGCUGACGAUGGUCAGACUAUCGUAAUCAAGAGUGAAGAGUCCAUGGGUGAGCCUGUGACGUUUCAAUUUGACGACGUUUACGAUGGCAGCGAUUACCAGACUGACGUAUACGAGCAGUCAGUUCAAGAGCUUGUCGAUCACGCCCUCCAAGGGGCAAACGCAACCGUUCUCACGUACGGUCAAACAGGGAGUGGCAAAACAUACACAAUUCUCGGCUCCAUGUCUAACGGGCAGCUGACGGACGAAGCUGGCAUUUUCCCCCGUGUAUUUCAUGAUCUAUUCACCUACAAGGAGGCAAUACAAAACCAAAUACAUAUGGCUAUAUUUCUUUCAGCUGUGGAACUAUACGUAGAGGAUGUGAUGGAUCUCCUUGCGCAGCGAAAAAAAAUAAAGCUUCGUGAGACGCCAGAGGAGACUAUUACACCUGGCGUCAAUACUGUUGAGGUGCUGUCGAUGGAAGACGUGAUGCAGAACUUCAAAAAGGCCAAUGCAUACCGCUCCGUUACAUCCACAAAAAUGAAUGACUCUAGUUCGCGGUCGCAUGCACUUUUUUUUAUUGAUAUAUUUCAGGUGCCAAUAAAAAGCUGUUCACAAUGCCCAACGAGGGAGCAGCUGAUUGACGCGAACGGUAUACCCAUCAACAGUGGCAUCAAGGGUCUCGUGCGGUCACGCAUCGCUCUGGUGGAUUUGGCUGGCAGCGAACGUGUCAAGCGGUCAGGUGUAGAAGGCCAGGCGAUGGUAGAAGCGCAAGCCAUCAAUAAAUCACUCUCCGCACUGGGAACGACUAUAAACGCCAUGUAUGUAGAAAGUAAUCACAUUCCUUUUCGAGAGUCCAAGCUGACAAAGCUCCUCAAGCCGUCUUUUGUGGAUCGAUCAUCGCGGCUUCUUCUUAUCGGUCAGAUUUCCCCGCCAAGCUGCAGCGCACAGGAAUCACAAGGGACAUUGCGAUUUUGCGACCGUGUUAAAGGGUUAAAAGCAGGCAAGGUGACUGGCAUCCUCGACCCUGAAGAAGAGGAACGUUAUUUACGAUCUCUUCGCCAGCACGAUGAACUCUCCGCGGACCUACGCAUUGCCGGUGUGCUGUGUUACUACAAGCCGCAACGCCCUCAGGUCAUUGCAAAGCUCAAAAAUAUCAGCGUGACAGAAGCCCGCAACACGUCCAUCGCUGCAUUGCAAAAAGACGCCGACAAACUAGUAGCACGCAAAGAGGCAGAACAGCUGCGGAAAAUGGAGGCGCAAGUUGCACGGGAGCAUGAAAAGAUGGCACAGACAUUUGCUGAUGAGAUGAAUCGCAUGAUUGAGGAGUACGAGACAGAGGCACGUGAGGUGAAGAAGGCUAAGAAGGCCGCAAAACGCUUGAAGGAGGCACAAGAAGUCGAGGUGGAGGAAAAACUAACGGAGGCGAAGAAAGCAAAGAAAUGCCGCUUGAGGUUGGAGGAAAAAUUGGAACAGUUGCGUUCCGCCUUGGAGGAGGCAGGUGUGCUGGAGACAGAAAUGGAUCACGAGUGUGCUCACGGCACCGAUGAAGUUGCGAUGCGGAGUGAGGAACCCCUCAGGGGGGAGAAGAAGUCGCGAGACAACGCAGUGCAUACGCUGGUGGAGAGCUUCCACUCGCAUGCGACGGAGCUCGGCCACCUCCACGACUUGUACGCACAGCGUCUGGGUGCGACGCAACGGCAGCGCUCGCAGGUGCGCCGCACGAAGCUGUUGAGCUCCACCGCUCUUAUGGAGAGCACGCUGGUGUACGACAUCAUCGACUUCAUGAUCGACCGUUCCGUCGACAUCGCGGACGGCGUUACUAAUGCGUCGCAGCAGUACUCGUGGAACGACAUUGAAGGCCUCAGCAGCAUGCUGCGGAGCGGGGAGCAGUGGUACCCGCCGUUGGUGGCGCAGGUGGGCGCGGCUGCCGAGAGGUGUGAGCAGAGCGUGUACCACAAUGCCACCUUUCUCAGCUCCGACGACAGCGAUGAGGAGAACUCCCACUACCCUGGCGAAACCCGGAGACGUUACGUUGAAGGAAGAAGCGCGGGUCGAGGCAGCAUCGACGACGGCCGCGAUGGCUCCUUCGCGUACAGUGAGGCGUCUGAUCUGCCUCCGCCCACACGUGAGGCAAACGCCCUUGCAGAUGCAGAGGGCAGAGGGGACGGCGACGUUGAUGCUGACGGUAACGAGGGGGAGGAUGAACUUGGGCAGCGCAGCAACGAGGCGGAUGAGCCGAAGGACGAAACAGAGAUGGCCAAGGCGGAGAAGCUCCAAAGACGCAAGAGGCAGGACCAGGAGUACCUCAUGCGUGUGUACGACUCGCCGACGCUGGUGCAAGAGGUCAUCAAAUUCCUGCGCGGUGGCACUGUCAUGCUGAAGCACGGGCGCAACGGCAAGCCGCACCGCCGAGUCUUCUGGGUUGCCAUUUCGCAGCACCAACGCAAGCUGCAGUGGGCGGAUCCCGACACCAAGGGGGCACUUGACCGCUCCUCCAUAGACCUCAGUGAUGUGAGCUACAUUCAACUUGGCUGCUUCAGUAAAGUAUUCAAACGUUACCCGUCGAAUGACUUCGACAGACCCAGCCUUCUAUCGUAG
Molecule: messenger RNA, 2658 nt
Organism: Trypanosoma grayi
Lineage: Eukaryota; Euglenozoa; Kinetoplastea; Trypanosomatida; Trypanosomatidae
Product: kinesin
Exons: 1
Coding region: 1-2658 (885 amino acids)
Biological process (GO): microtubule-based movement
Cellular component (GO): microtubule; kinesin complex
Molecular function (GO): microtubule motor activity; microtubule binding; ATP hydrolysis activity
Source: RefSeq, a predicted model, not a curated record